Messenger RNA from Lucilia sericata (common green bottle fly), 2093 nucleotides. RefSeq lists its product as uncharacterized. Gene Ontology annotation, biological process: positive regulation of DNA-templated transcription. The record is from RefSeq and is a predicted model, not a curated record. The coding region runs from base 463 to 1395 and encodes 310 amino acids. Lineage: Eukaryota; Metazoa; Arthropoda; Insecta; Diptera; Calliphoridae. The transcript has 5 exons. Gene Ontology annotation, cellular component: nuclear body.
UAGGAAAUUUUCUCAGUCUUGGUUUGAUGUUCGACAGAGUUGUUUGUUUUUUCGGUAAUAUUUUUCACGAGUGUAUAAUUAUUAUUGUACAAAGAGUAAAAAAUACAACAACAACUAACACUUAGUUAAUUACAUCAUUUAUAUAAUUUUCAUUAAAAAAUCUAAGAACAAAAAAUUAAAUAAUUAUUAUUAAAACAAGAACAACAGAAACAAACAAAAAAAAAAUCAAAAUAUGAUAAAUGUGUAAAUGAACUUAUACCUAUAUGCUGUGAAAAGUGUGGAGGUGAUUUUUCUUAUCAGAUGGCCGGGCACAAAUUAAACAAAAUCAUGAAUGGACUUUAAAUUAUAAUUUCGUGUGUAUGGCUCUAAUACAUACAACAUUCAUGUAUUUAGAGUAGCGCCUCCAAAUUAAAAGGAAGUGUCUUCAGAGAGUUGACUUGACCAUUGUGAUACCCAUGUGAAAUGCCUUAUGAAAAAUUCAAUAAAAAGCGUAGACAAUGGGAGGAUAAUGGAGUUUUAGAGUUAAUUAAAUUAUGGAAAGUUUGUGCCUAUGAAUUGCGCACUAUUAAACGCAAUGGCCAUCUCUAUGUGGCUAUGGCAAAGCAAUUGACCGGUCUUGGAGUACCCGUAACUGCAUUAGAAGUACACUUUAAAGUGAACAAUUUAACACAACGCUAUAGACAAGAACAGAAAACCUUUGAAGCAACUGGUAUAAUAAGUACAUGGAAAUUUUAUAAUCAGGUGGAUGAUGUCUUUAAAAGCUUGGGACAAACAGGCUAUACAAAAGAUAAACGUAUUAUGACCCCAGCAUCUAAUGCUAGCAGUUUACCGUCUUCAUCCGAGUCACCCGUUUGGAAAAAUCAAAUGUCUCAACAAGAGUUUAACAGUAAUAAUUCCGAGGGAUUUUACAAAUCGGAAUAUGGCAUGCACCGGCAUUUCAUAGAUCAUACGCAGGCCCAGGCUGCUAAUGGUGCUGGUGGUGCCACCGGCAGCGGUGCUGAUGUUAAUUUUAUGGCGAAUACAGCGGCUGCUGCAGCCGCUGUUGCUGCCGCCUCACGUCUAAAUGAAACAAAUCAAAUGGAUCAAUUAAAUGCUGCCGCCACGGCUGCUUCCUCCAAUAAUGCCACCAACGGUGGUGUCUUAAACUAUAAUAAAAUCAAAAAAUCACCCGAUGAUUACGAUAAAUUUGUGGAUAUUGUCAAAAAUAUUGUUGAUUCACACAAAACCACCCCAGACAAAGUCGAUACUUUUGGCGAUUUUAUAAAAUCCUACAUAAAACGCUGGCCUGAACGCCUCCAAGAUGAGGCUAUCAAUCAUAUAACAAACUAUAUAAUUGUUAAGAAUAUGGAUCAUACCAUGCACAGCACCAUCGAGGGUGUCAAUAAUCGACAAUAAUAUAAGAGUGAACCUAGAAACUAGGUUCACGUACAUAAUAAUUAAAUAAAAUUAAUUCUAUAAUCACAGCAACAACAUCAACAUCACAUGCAUAUAAACAAUAAAUGUUACUUAAGUUGAUUUUUAAUUUAAAUUUAUAUUUUAUUUUUAAUUAAAACAUUUCAAUAGAAAUCAUUAUAAGUUUUUAGUUUAAGUUUGUCUCAUUUUAAAGAUUUUUAAAUGUUAAGCAACAUUUAAGUUUUUUAUUUUAACUACGGUUUAACAAUAAUUUUUAACUACAACCCUUUAAGUUAUUUAAAGAAAAACUAAGAUGCAUACAAUAAAUAAUUAAUUAGGCUUAAAGCUUAGUUUUUAACUAAAUUAGUUUAUUUUACAUUUUUAGUUAUAUUUUUCUUAUUAAUGUAAGAAUUACACUUAAUACACAUAUAUAAAUAUGCUUAUUUUUAGUUUUAAAGUAAAUUUAAAAUUGAAAUCAAAUUCAAACAGAAAUUAUACUUAAAACAAGAAUUCAAAAUCAAAUGCGAUUUAUAUACAUAUAUAAUUAAUUUUUCUAUUGAUGUAAACAUGUUUCCUUAAAAAACAACAACAAACAUUUAAAAAUCAAUAAAAAGAAACAACAAAUAGAUUAUUUUUUUUUUUAAUCAAAAUAAUGAAAGGACUAAGGGUUUUUAUCUAAUAAAUUUUUGAUUAUUAAUGAA